Molecule: messenger RNA, 5128 nt
Organism: Trachemys scripta elegans
Lineage: Eukaryota; Metazoa; Chordata; Testudines; Emydidae
Product: megakaryocyte-associated tyrosine-protein kinase-like
Exons: 26
Coding region: 157-3960 (1267 amino acids)
Biological process (GO): protein phosphorylation
Cellular component (GO): precatalytic spliceosome
Molecular function (GO): single-stranded RNA binding; double-stranded RNA binding; protein binding
Source: RefSeq, a predicted model, not a curated record
CCGGGUGAGGGGGCCGAAGGGAGCGCGUGGGGGCGCGCCGUGUGGCUGGUACGCGCGCGGCGGUCACGUGUUCCCGUGCUCCCUGCCGCCCCCUCCCCCCCAGCCGGUCGCCUCCUGUACCGCCGCCGCGGCCCGCCGCUUUGUGAAGACGGCAAGAUGGCGGCCAGUAACUAUUACGGCUUCGCGCAUGGUGCUGCCGCCGCCGGGCCCCAGUACAGCACUCAACCUGCUACAGCUUAUUCCCACCCAACCACUGCGGCAAGCUACACUGUCCAGCAAGCUCCUGGGGUGGCACAUACUGUGACCCCAUCUUAUGCUCCCACAGUGCAGGCUGCUAGGCCAGUUGCAACUGCUGCCUAUGGAGCAUACCAAUCGCAUUCAGGACAGGACUAUGGUUAUGGAACUCGGCCGCAGGAACCUCCCCCCCAGCCUACGACAACACCAAACUACCAGGAAUUUCAUAUACAGGAUGGUUACAGUUAUGGACGGUCUACAUCUGCAAGCAGCUAUGAGAGCAAACAGUACUACCAGCCAGUUGCUACCCAGCCUCAACACACUGCCACAGACUCGUACUACCAGUCAAGCUCCAAAGGUGGCUACAGUCAAUCUAGUGGUAUUUAUAGUCAGAGCCAGCCACAGAGACAGGUGACUACAAUUAAGCCAGUUCAAACAGUGAGCGCCACAUCUUCAAGCUACAAUGCCUACCCAACAGUAACAACUGUUCAGCAGAAUGCAUCUGCCUCCUCCAUCUCCUCGUACACCCCCUCCUCUUCAUACAACUCCACUUCUGCAUCAUACUCUGGGUCAAAUUACUCCAGUUAUGAUGCCACAGCAUACACAGCAGCUAGCACUUACUAUCAGCCACCUCAGCAGCCCCAGGCCCAGCAUCAGCAGCCGCCACCCCCGCCACAGCAACCGAAAUCUACGAGCUCUUCUUCAUGGAGCAGCACAGCGAACAGCACCACCACCAACUCUAGCAACAGCUUCAGCAAAAAAACACCUUUUCAAAACAAACAGCUGAAACCCAAAGGGCCCCCUAAACAGCCUCAGCUUCACUACUGUGAUAUCUGCAAGAUCAGCUGUGCUGGUCCACAGACUUACCGGGAGCACUUGGAAGGACAAAAGCACAAAAAGAAGGAGGCAGCUCAGAAGACGGGUAACCUGGCAAACUGUGGCCCUCGUGGGGUGCAGACUCAGCUUCGAUGCGAGCUCUGUGAUGUCUCCUGUACAGGAGCAGAUGCAUAUGCAGCACAUAUCCGGGGAGCGAAGCAUCAGAAGGUUGUUAAAUUGCAUACUAAAUUGGGGAAGCCCAUCCCUUCAGUAGAGCCUGUAGUAGUGAACUCUGGUUCAGGUCCUACCAUCGCUGCAGCAAGUAAGCCAGCUGCCCAUGCCCCUACAGCUACAUCUGUUCCAUCAACAAAACCAACAGCUGUAGCAACUAACAGUGCAAGCAACAUAAGCAAGCCAGUGCCAGCGAAGAAACCUGUUGCAUCCAAGAUAACAUUUUCAGGGACUAAUAAACUUCAGGCAACAAGCAUCAAAUUGGAGGAAGUGAAGGUGAUGCAACCAAAAUCAGAGCUACAAAAUGAACAGUCCACGCAUGAUGGCUCUGGGGAUGGCCCAGGGGGUUUAUUUGACGUACAACCUGUGGGACAUGACUAUGUGGAAGAGGUACGCAAUGAUGAAGGAAAAAUGAUCCGGUUUCACUGUAAGCUCUGCGAGUGCAGUUUCAAUGAUCCUAAUGCCAAGGAUAUGCACCUGAAGGGGCGUAGGCAUCGGCUCCAGUACAAGAAGAAAGUAAACCCAGAUCUACCAGUUGAGAUCAAGCCCAGUAACCGAGCUCGGAAAAUGCACGAGGAGAAGAUGAAAAAGCAGAAACAGAAGGAUAUGAUAAAGAGACGCAGAGAGGAAGAGCAGCGUUGGCACAUGGAAAUGAGGCGCUAUGAAGAGGAAAUGUACUGGCGGCGGGUAGAGGAAGAGCAGUUAUACUGGGAAGAGCAGCGGCGUCGGAUGGCUGCAGACUGGCAUCCACCCCCACUUAUGGGCAGACCUGGCAUGCCAGUUCCUCCUCUCUUGCCUACUAGACGUCCAGACUCUUCUGAUGACCGUCACAUCAUGACAAAACACUCUAGCAUCUACCCAACAGAAGAGGAGCUGCAGGCCAUCCAGAAGGUCGUCUCCCAUUCUGAACGUGCUCUUAAGCUCGUCUCUGAUUCAUUGACAGAGCAAGAAUCUGACAGAGAAGAAGAUGAUGAAGAGAGGGGGAAAGCAGAAACUGCACCCCGAAUUCUGAAAGGUGUAAUGCGAGUUGGCAUUCUGGCAAAAGGGCUUCUGCUCCAAGGAGACAGGAAUGUUCAUCUUAUCCUACUCUCUGCCCAGAAACCUACACACACCCUCUUAAAGAACAUCACAGAGCAGCUGCCCAAGCAGCUUUCAACGUUAACUGAAGAUGAGUAUGAAGUUUCAUCCGAUGCUGAGGAAGCAAGUAUACUCAUCUGUUCGUACAAGGAACCAAAAAUGCAGGUCACCAUUUCAGUCACAUCUCCUCUCAUGAGAGAGGAUGCUUCUGCUGACGAAGAAGCAGCAGCAGAAUCUCAGCCUGACCCCUGUGAUAUUUUGAGUCAACAGAAAUGCCUAGAGUCAUUGGCUGCCCUUCGUCAUGCUAAAUGGUUCCAGGUGAUUGCUGCUGGAUUCCCCAGAGCAGCUGUGGAUGCGCUGAUGAGCCAGGCAGCAUGUCAACAAAACGCUGGUUGCCGGGAACGCAGUGCAUCACCAAGCACGACCACACCAAGCCCAAAGCCCACGAGCUCGCCUUCCGCAAGGGUGACAUCGUCACCAUCGUCAAGAUCUGCGAGCUGGUUCCACGGGAAGAUCUCCGGUGUGGAGGCCGUGCAGGCGCUCCAGCCCCCUGAGGACGGGCUCUUCCUGGUGCGGGAGUCCAUCCGGCACCCCGGGGACUACGUGCUGUGCGUCAGCUUCGGCAAGGAGGUCAUCCACUACCGCGUCAUCUACCAGGAGAACCAGCUGAGCAUCGAUGCUUCCAUCUCCUUCUACAACCUCAUUGACAUGAUCGAGCACUAUAUGAAGGACCAGGGGGCCAUCUGCACCAAGCUGGUAAAACCCAAACCAAAGCCCGGCAUGAAGUCUGCUGAGGAGGAGCUGGCCAAGGCCGGCUGGUUACUGAAACUGCAGCACCUCACACUGGGAGACAAGAUUGGGGAAGGAGAAUUCGGAGCCGUCCUGCAGGGAGAUUACAUGGGGCAGAAAGUGGCCGUGAAGAACAUCAAGUGCGACGUCACCGCCCAGGCCUUUCUCGCUGAGACCGCUGCCAUGACGAAGGUCCGUCACAAAAACCUGGUGCGGCUGCUGGGCGUGAUCCUGCACAACGGCCUCUAUAUCGUCAUGGAGUACAUGAGCAAGGGGAACCUGGUCAACUUCCUGCGGACACGCGGCAGAUCCGUCCUCCAGCCCAAGCAACUCAUCCAGUUCGCCCUGGACAUCUCCCAGGGGAUGGACUACCUGGAGUCCAAGAAGCUGGUGCACAGGGACCUUGCUGCCCGCAACAUCCUGAUCUCAGAGGAGAACGUGGCCAAAGUGAGUGACUUCGGCUUGGCCAAGGUGGACCCGAAAGGCGUAGACGACACCAAGCUGCCAGUCAAGUGGACGGCUCCGGAGGCCCUGAAAAAUAAUAAAUUCUCAACCAAGUCGGACGUCUGGAGCUACGGGAUCCUCCUGUGGGAACUGUUCUCCUAUGGCCGGGCGCCCUACUCCAAGAUGACUCUGAAGGAAGUGACGGAGAUGGUGGAGAAGGGGUACCGGAUGGAGGCCCCUGAGGAAUGCCCGCCCUCCCUCUACACCCUGAUGAAGAGCUGCUGGGAGAUAGAGCCGGGGAAGCGGCCUUCCUUCAAGAAGCUCACUGAGAAGCUGCAGAAGGAGCUGAAGCACAUAGGGGACAGUUAGCCCUGGUGGCUCUGCUCCCAGGGCCGCAACAGCCGCAACAGCCGACUCCCUGCUCCUGCACGAGGCUGAGAGACUGGUCCCAAAGGGCCCGUAUUUACCCUGGAAGCCCUAGCAUGUCCCUGCCACGAGCACAGCUCUCCGAGAGCGCAUACAGGCUGGGAACAGACUGGCAUCGUGUGCCCCAUGGGUACAUGCACGCCGGGGGGGGUGCUCAGUUCUGAACCAGACCUGCCAGGUUUCUGAUUCAUUCAGGAUGAGUCUGGUCAGACGGCCCCCUGGAUCACAAUCUGGUGGCCAUAUGCCCCCCUGUCCACUCGCCACAAACCACAGCUCAGGGACGGCCGGGAGGAGUGUGUCCCGUUGCGCCAAGCCAGCAGCGCCCUCCUGUGGCGGGUGCUCGAGCAUGUGAGCCCUUGACAUUCCUGCAAUCAGCGCAAAUGGCCCAUUGCCAGGCUGGGGAACGUUCAGCGUAGCCAGGACGUCUCCUGGGCCCAGGGACUGCGCUGGGGCUGGGGCUGGGGCGGGAGAAGGGUGGGUGGAGAGGAAGUGCUGCUCCCCGGCUCUUGGAACCUGGACUCAGUUCUCCGGAGGCUCCUACUGAUGUUUAUUUCCAAGUGUUUCCCUCAUGUUUUAAUGAUUGAAAAUGUGGCAGCAGCACAAAACGACCAGAGUCCCACUGUCCUCUGCCUGGCCUGUGCGUUAGUCAUCGGGACCAGCUGAGAUUCGGCAAAAUUCACCAACAUGGCUUCAGCCAAACUAGCUCAGCAGCUUCGUGACUAAAGGCGUUGUUGUAAUAGGGGGUGCCCGACUGGGUGUCAGGCCCGGCCUUUGCCUCAGUUUCCCUUUGUGGAGAUCUCCAGCCAGACUCUUGUUAGUCAAGUAAGCCUUCCCCUGCUUGCCAGUGUCUCAGCCCCUGCUGCUGGUGUUCCCUCCAGCCUGUUCCUCUUUGGGCUUCUGCCCCUUGCUGCCAGCAGCUCCAGCUUGGCAUGGCUCGCCCUCACCGAGCUGCCAGUUGGCCUGUAGGUGUCACCUGACCCCAGACCUGGUACCUGGGUGGCAGCCAAGUACUUGCAGGUGGGGCGAAGGCCAGCCCACGCUGCGACAGUCAUUUGGAUUAGCCAGCAAGGAACGUGGCUUCUUUGCUCGAGACGCUGACGCAACCUCCCCC